AUGGAAAUACACUGUAAGCACGACCCGUUUGCAGCAAUGCAUAGACAUGGAGGAGUGAAUCAGUUAGGGGGUGUUUUUGUGAAUGGUCGUCCACUCCCUGAUGUUGUCCGCCAAAGGAUUGUGGAACUUGCCCACCAAGGUGUCAGGCCGUGUGACAUCUCCAGGCAGCUACGGGUCAGCCAUGGUUGUGUCAGCAAAAUUCUUGGCAGGUACUAUGAGACUGGGAGCAUUAAGCCUGGAGUGAUUGGAGGAUCCAAACCAAAGGUCGCCACACCCAAAGUUGUCGAAAAAAUUGCAGAGUAUAAACGCCAAAAUCCCACCAUGUUUGCCUGGGAGAUCAGGGACAGGCUUCUAGCCGAGCGAGUGUGUGACAACGACACCGUACCCAGCGUCAGCUCGAUUAACAGGAUCAUACGGACUAAGGUACAGCAACCACCCAACCAGCAGGUCCCAGCCUCUAGUCACAGCAUAGCCUCCACGGGGUCCGUGACCCAAGUCUCGACAGUGAGCACUGACUCCGCAGGCUCCUCCUACUCCAUUAGUGGAAUUCUGGGAAUUACAUCCCCCAGUGCUGAAAGCAACAAACGCAAACGCGAUGAAGGUAUUCAGGAAUCUCCAGUACCAAAUGGCCAUUCCCUCCCGGGUAGAGAUUUCCUUCGGAAACAGAUGCGAGGAGAUCUUUUCACCCAGCAGCAGUUAGAAGUGUUGGAUCGAGUCUUCGAGAGGCAACAUUAUUCUGACAUCUUCACAACAACUGAACCCAUCAAACCAGAGCAGUGGUGCUCCAUGCUGAUGAGACAAUACUUGGUGCAACCCCAGGCAGUCAUUUUUCAGACGACAGAAUAUUCAGCCAUGGCAUCAUUAGCUGGUGGAUUAGAUGAUAUGAAGGCCAAUUUAACAAGCCCUACUUCCGCAGAAUUAGGAGCUAGUGUUCCAGGACCACAAUCCUACCCUAUCGUGACAGGUCGUGAAUUGGCAAGCACAACCCUCCCAGGAUACCCUCCUCACGUCCCCCCUGCUGGACAGGGCAGCUACUCUGCUCCAACACUGACAGGAAUGGUGCCUGGGAGCGAGUUUUCUGGAAGUCCAUACAGCCACCCACAAUAUUCAACAUACAAUGACUCCUGGAGAUUUCCCAACCCUGGAUUGCUAGGCUCUCCUUAUUAUUACAGUGCUGCAGCCCGAGGAGCAGCACCCCCAGCAGCUGCUGCUGCCUAUGACCGCCACUGACCCAAGGAGUCUGGAACUCCAGCACUUACUAAACAUAUCAUCCUGGCUGACGGCAUCCGAUUCACCAUGAAAUAACCAUGCAAAUCAGACUGCAAGGAAGGAAGACAAAAGUAUCCAGUAGGAACCCGCUGGCUGAAAUUUUACUCUUUAAACUGGGUGAACUAAUUAUUAUUAUUUUUUAAAUCCAUGAAAUUCUGGCGAUAUUAACUGGGCUCUCAUACAAAACAAAGAAAUGGGAGAAACCAGUUCUGCUGCCGUUCCAUCUGAUUUGAAAGGUGCAGUAGCUGCAUCCUACACACAGCCUACUGAUCUCCCUGCCUCUGGUUCUCUCAGCUGUGCC
Molecule: messenger RNA, 1570 nt
Organism: Mauremys mutica (yellowpond turtle)
Lineage: Eukaryota; Metazoa; Chordata; Testudines; Geoemydidae
Gene: PAX5
Product: paired box 5
Exons: 11
Coding region: 1-1230 (409 amino acids)
Biological process (GO): anatomical structure development; regulation of transcription by RNA polymerase II
Molecular function (GO): DNA-binding transcription factor activity, RNA polymerase II-specific; RNA polymerase II cis-regulatory region sequence-specific DNA binding
Source: RefSeq, a predicted model, not a curated record